AUGAAUAAUCCUUUGAAUUGGGUUUUACCGGAUAGACAUGUCUUCCCAAGUAUAGUCGCUGCAGGUGCUGUAUCAAUGUGGCACAUUCAGGCAUUCUGUGUUAAAAAAGCAAGAGAGAAAGCAAAUAUUCCAGCUCCUGCUGUUACUGGUGAUGAAGAUUUAGAGAGAACUUUGGUUAGUUACCAACAUACCGCAGAAGGUUUGGCACCAGUCAUAUGUACCACCUAUCUCUGCUCAUACUUUACCUGUCCAAAGACUGCACUGAUUUUGGGUAGUGGUUGGGUACUCUCUAGAAUGUUUGGAUCAUGUAAAAACUUCUGUGAUAAAGAAAAGGAUUGCAAGUGGAUGGUAUUUAAAUCUUCUUGA
Messenger RNA from Heterostelium album PN500, 366 nucleotides. Its product is annotated as putative MAPEG family protein. The record is from RefSeq and is a predicted model, not a curated record. The transcript is spliced from 4 exons. The coding region runs from base 1 to 366 and encodes 121 amino acids. NCBI's taxonomy places the organism in Eukaryota, Evosea, Eumycetozoa, Acytosteliales, Acytosteliaceae.